ACCAGCAAGUUAAAAAUGCCACUAUUUGCAUGAGCCCGCCUCUCCCCGCCCCUCCCGGGUGGCCGCCUGGGCUGACUAUUUAAACCCGGGUCCCGGAGGUGGGCCGGCGGUCCGCGGUCCUGCCUCGCGCCUUCCUAAGCAGUGCUGCGUCCAGAGCGCGAGCUAGCCAGAGGCGACAGUGCGGCCACUCGGCCGUGCGGUGACUGCGGCCACCUGCCGGAGCCCCCUGGCCCGCCCUCAGAUCCCGGCGAUGCGCCGCGGCGCCGCAUGGGCGCUGCUGCUGGCCGCAGCCCUGGGGCUCGGGGCGCGCGGGGUGCUCGCUGCGGUGGCCCUCGCCGACUUCUACCCGUUCGGCACGAAGCGCGGCGACGCCGUCACCCCAAAGCAGGACGACGGCGGCUCAGGGCUGCAGCCCCUCUCGGUGCCCUUCCCGUUCUUCGGCGCCGAGCACUCCGGACUCUACGUGAACAACAACGGGAUCAUCUCCUUCCUGAAGGAGGUCUCUCAGUUCACCCCCGUGGCCUUCCCCAUCGCCAAAGACCGCUGUGUGGUGGCAGCCUUCUGGGCGGAUGUGGACAACCGACGUGCAGGUGACGUCUACUACCGUGAGGCCACUGACCCAGCCAUGCUGCAGAGAGCCACAGAGGACAUCAGACAGUACUUCCCUGAGCUCCCGGACUUCUCUGCUACCUGGGUUUUUGUGGCCACCUGGUACCGAGUGACCUUCUUUGGAGGCAGCUCCUCUUCCCCCGUCAACACGUUCCAAACAGUGCUCAUCACCGAUGGCCGGUUCUCCUUCACCAUCUUCAACUAUGAGUCCAUCCUGUGGACCACGGGCACACACGCCAGCAGCGGGGGUGACGCUGUCGGCCUGGGAGGCAUCGCAGCCCAGGCAGGUUUCAACGCAGGUGAUGGGCACCGUUACUUCAACAUCCCUGGGUCACGCACAGCAGACAUGGCUGAGGUGGAGACCACCACCAACGUGGGCGUGCCCGGGCGCUGGGCGUUUAGAAUCGAUGAUGCCCAGGUGCGCGUGGGGGGCUGCGGCCAUACAACCUCUGUGUGCCUGGUCCUGCGUCCGUGCCUCAAUGGCGGCAAGUGUAUUGAUGACUGCGUCACGGGCAAUCCCUCCUACACCUGCUCCUGCCUCGCUGGCUUCACAGGGCGGAGAUGCCACCUGGAUGUGAACGAGUGUGCUUCCCACCCGUGUCAAAAUGGUGGGACCUGCACCCAUGGUGUCAACAGCUUCAGCUGCCAGUGCCCAGCCGGCUUCAAGGGACUCACCUGUGAGUCAGCCCAGUCUCCAUGUGACAACAAAGUGUGUCAAAAUGGUGGCCAGUGCCAGGCAGAGAGCAGUUCCGCAACAUGUGUGUGCCAGGCUGGGUACACUGGGGCCACCUGUGAGACAGAUGUGGAUGAAUGCAGCUCUGACCCAUGCCUGAAUGGCGGAUCCUGUGUUGACCUGGUUGGAAACUACAGCUGUAUUUGUGUGGAGCCCUUCGAGGGACCUCGAUGUGAGACAGAAAGCUACCUGGUGCCUUCCCCCUGCCUCUCCAACCCCUGCCAGAAUGGGGGCACCUGUGUGGAUGCGGAUCCAGGAUACGUGUGCGAAUGCCCUGAAGGCUUUAUGGGCUUGGACUGCAGAGAGAGAAUCCUCAAUGACUGCGAGUGCCGGAAUGGAGGCAGAUGCCUGGGUGCCAACACCACCCUCUGCCAGUGUCCUCCAGGCUUCUUUGGGCUCCUUUGUGAAUUUGAAGUCACAGCCACGCCCUGCAACAUGAACACACAGUGUCCAGACGGAGGCUACUGCAUGGAGUAUGGCGGGAGCUACCUAUGCGUCUGCCACACAGACCACAACAUCAGCCACUCUCUACCAUCACCCUGCGACUCCGACCCUUGCUUUAAUGGAGGUUCCUGUGAAGCCCACGACGACUCCUACACGUGCGAGUGCCCACGGGGAUUCCACGGCAGGCACUGCGAGAAAGCCCGGCCGCACCUCUGCAGCUCCGGGCCCUGCCGGAAUGGGGGCACGUGCAAAGAGACAGGCAAUGAGUACCACUGCACCUGCCCUUAUCGCUUCACUGGGAGACACUGUGAGAUUGGAAAGCCAGACUCCUGUGCCUCUGGCCCCUGUCACAAUGGUGGCACUUGCUUUCACUACAUUGGCAAAUACAAGUGUGACUGUCCUCCAGGCUUCUCUGGGCGACACUGCGAGAUAGCCCCCUCGCCCUGCUUCCGGAGCCCAUGUCUGAAUGGGGGUACCUGUGAGGAUCUAGGAGCAGAUUUCUUCUGCCACUGCCAGCCAGGGUAUACAGGACACCGGUGUCAGGCAGAGGUGGACUGUGGUCGCCCUGAGGAGGUGAAACAUGCUACCCUGCACUUCAAUGGCACUCACAUGGGCUCAGUGGCCCUGUACACAUGUGACCGUGGCUUCAGUCUGAGCGCCCUCAGCCAUAUUCGUAUCUGCCAGCCACAAGGUGUCUGGAGCCAGCCUCCCCAGUGCAUUGAGGUAGAUGAGUGCCAGUCUCAGCCAUGCCUGCAUGGCGGCUCAUGCCAGGACCUCAAUGCCGGUUACCAGUGCCUCUGCAGCCCAGGGUACGAAGGAGUCCAUUGUGAGCUAGAGACAGACGAGUGCCAAGCGCAGCCCUGCAGAAAUGGAGGCUCCUGUAGGGACCUGCCCAGGGCUUUCAUCUGCCAGUGCCCUGAAGGUUUCAGUGGAGUCCACUGUGAAACAGAGGUGGACGCCUGUGCCUCCAGCCCCUGCCAGCACGGAGGCCGGUGUGAGGACGGUGGUGGGGCCUACCUGUGCGUGUGUCCAGAGGGCUUCUUUGGCUACCACUGCGAGACAGUGAGUGACCCCUGCUUCUCGAGCCCCUGUGGGGGCCGCGGCUACUGCUUGGCCAGCAACGGGUCCCACAGCUGUACCUGCAAAGUGGGCUACACAGGCAAGGACUGCACCAAAGAGCUCCUCCCGCCAACAGCUCUCAGGGUGGAGAGGGUGGAGGAGAGCGGGGUCUCCAUCUCCUGGAGCCCCCCUGAGGGCACCACAGCCAGACAGGUGCUGGACGGCUAUGCGGUCACCUACGCCUCCUCGGACGGAUCCUUCCGGCGCACAGACUUCGUGGACCGGAGUCGCUCCUCUCACCAGCUGCGGGCCCUGGCAGCCGGCCGUGCCUACAACAUCUCAGUCUUCUCAGUCAAGCGAAACACCAACAACAAAAACGACAUCAGCAGGCCUACAGCACUGCUCACCCGCACCCGACCCCGCCCUGUUGAAGACUUUGAGGUCACCAACGUUUCAGCCAAUGCCAUCGCAGUGCAGUGGACUCUUCACAGGAUCCAGCACGCUACUGUCAGCAGGGUUCGAGUGUCCGUCCUCAACCCUGAGGCCACGGUGGCCCAGUCCACUGAAGUGGACAGGAGUGUGGACCGACUCACAUUUGGGGACCUGCUGCCAGGAAGAAGAUACAUUGUGCGGCUAACCACCCUCAGUGGGCCUGGAGGAGCUGAACACCCUACUGAGAGCCUGGCCUCAGCACCACUGAACGUGUGGACCCGGCCUUUACCUCCAGCAAACCUGACUGCCUCUCGAGUCACAGCCACCUCUGCCCACGUGGUCUGGGACACCCCCAGUCCUGGUAUCUCACUGGAGGCUUAUGUCAUCAAUGUGACCACCAGUCAGAGCACCAAGAGCCGCUACAUCCCCAACGGGAAGCUGGUGUCCUACACAGUGCGUGACCUGCUGCCAGGUCGGCGGUACCAGCUCUCGGUUACAGCUGUGCAGAGCACAGAGCAGGGCCAGCUGCAUAGUGAGCCUGCCCACCUCUACAUCAUCACCUCCUCCAGGGAUGGCACUGACAGACGUUGGCACCAGGGAGGACACCACCUCCGGAUGCUCAGGAAUAGACCGGCCCCUGUGCGCCUGCCAGAGCUGCGCCUGCUCAAUGACCACAGUGCCCCUGAAACACCAACUCAGCCCCCCAGGUUCUCAGAGCUUGUAGAUGGAAGAGGAAGAGUGAGUGCCAGGUUUGGUGGCUUGCCCAGCAAAUCAGUCACUGUGAGAUCACAACCCACCACUCUGGUGCCGCUCAAGAACACAGAGGAGGCCCCUGAGCAGGUCAACCUGGCCCUGCAGCUACCCAAGAACAGCAGCAAGGACACAGAAAGCGCCCCUGGUAGCUGUUCAGAAGAUGCCUGUCAGAAUGGAGGCACCUGUGUGCCAGGUGCCAGUACCCACAGCUGUGACUGCAAGCCUGGGUUCAAAGGCAGACACUGUGAGCUCGCCUGUGAAAAGGUGCCUCGUCCCUGCACACGGCUGUUCUCUGAGACGAAGUCGUUUCCUGUCUGGGAAGGAGAUGUCUGCCACCAUGUGUAUAAGAAAGUCUACAAAGUUCACCAGGACAUCUGCUUUAAAGAGCGCUGUGAGAGCACCAGCCUCAGGAAAACCCAAACAGGAAACAAAGUAACAGUCAAACACUGAAGAAAUCUUAAACACACACUCCUUCAAACCAAGAUCUGUUGAGAACUGGAGACACCAACAUACCCAGCACCUUGAGCACUGAGGUUCUUCAUCAGACACUGAUGGCAGACUAGCACUGUGCUAUUACAGACCCAACCAGGAAGGUUCCAGAAUUCCCUGACUAUAGCCUCCCUAUAGAUAUAACCUGGUCUGGCCUUGCAUAUGAAUCUGCUUACAGGUGGAAAUGAGACUUUAUGGGGAAGGACCUCUCUCUCUCUCUCUCUCUCUCUCUCUCUCUCUCUCUCUCUCGGCAGACCAGUUACAGUGAGGCAAGGCACAAGAACCACUGGCCCCUUCAGGGCAGUGGACUUGGGUGGUAGAAGGAUCAAGGAUGCCACACAACCCUGGGAUGCUGGGAAGGACCUAAGGAAGUACCCCCACGACCUGUGAAUGGCAUUCUAGUGGUAGCACAGGGUGGGAGCCUUGCCAUGUAACAUCCAGGUGACCCUAAAUACAGCCUCUCCUUGGGAGAGUUGCAGUGGAUCCUGGAAUUCUAAACACUAAUAACCCUGAAAUCAAAGAAACUUUGCCUGUUUGAUCCGGCAUGCUCCACCCACCUCCCCAUGUAUAAACUGUGAGAGGUUAAAGGGCAUUGGAUUUUUUUCACAACAGUCUGGAAAAUAAGGGGUUACUUUGCAGAAACCCCUGUACAGCCUGAACUCAGCCCACAGUGACUUCUUAUUGGCCUGACAUCAAUUGGGAAUGACAGACUGGCUGGCCCAAGACAGUUUACUCCUCUUCCUUGGGAAAGCCAGAACAGUUCAUCUUUCCAGUGGUGGGAGAGAGGCACAUCUGGAAACCAGCCACUUCAGGAGUCACUUUUUCUUCUACAGUAGAGGACAUGAAGGAGAAAUAUCCCCAAAGGCCUAAGAACAACCCAAAGCAAAGGAACUCCAGGCAAAGCUCAUCCUAAGAAAAAGUGCUCACAGAUAUGACAUCAGCAUGGCUAGAUCAGGGCAUCAGAGCAGCAGGCUCUCAGACAGGCCCAAGCAGCAGGGCCUUUGCAGCUUCACCAUUUCACAUGGGAAAACCCUGCCUGAAGAGCAGCUGACCACACUCAAAUCCUGUCCACUCAACAGCAUCGCCUUCUCACCUCAGCCUCCAAGAAUGCACACACAAAACACCCCCCAACACUUGUGAGCAACUUAACCCCACAAAGAUCAAGAGUCCACCAAUUAUUUGGUUUUAAAAUAUUUGUAUGGCAAUAAGUCACAUGAGAUAUUGAUGCAUCUCUUUUAAGAACUCACCCAGAAAAUCCAUGUUUAUAAAAAUGAAUAAUCCUCAGCUACUUACCACAUACUGGCUUAUAGAACACUUAUUUUCAGAGCAACAGGGAAAACACACAAACAUACACACACACACACACACACACACACACACACACACACACACACACA
Molecule: messenger RNA, 5916 nt
Organism: Peromyscus californicus insignis
Lineage: Eukaryota; Metazoa; Chordata; Mammalia; Rodentia; Cricetidae
Gene: Sned1
Product: sushi, nidogen and EGF like domains 1
Exons: 31
Coding region: 251-4480 (1409 amino acids)
Biological process (GO): heterophilic cell-cell adhesion; cell-matrix adhesion; establishment or maintenance of epithelial cell apical/basal polarity
Cellular component (GO): protein-containing complex; plasma membrane
Molecular function (GO): calcium ion binding; protein binding
Source: RefSeq, a predicted model, not a curated record